This is a messenger RNA of Ornithodoros turicata, 1779 nucleotides long. RefSeq lists its product as uncharacterized. The transcript has 3 exons. The coding region runs from base 1 to 1779 and encodes 592 amino acids. Gene Ontology annotation, molecular function: nucleic acid binding; zinc ion binding. The record is from RefSeq and is a predicted model, not a curated record. NCBI's taxonomy places the organism in Eukaryota, Metazoa, Arthropoda, Arachnida, Ixodida, Argasidae.
AUGGCGGCCGGUUUCUUCACGCUCGCGCUCCCUAUCCGCGAUCCAGCCUUUUACAAUCGAGAUCAGUGGUUCACCCUGGUAACAACUCGUCUUGACUCCUCUCCAAAGCAGGUUAUCCGUUCCCUCUGUUCCCCGUCUCUGCCUUCGGAAACGGAUUAUCAAGACUCUAAGUUAGCAACACACUUCAACCCGAAACCUUUGGUUAUUGUCCAGCUGUUCCAGUUCGGGAAGCGAGACCAGCGGCCUGGGGAAGGUGUUGCCGACUAUGUCGCCGAACUGAGUCGGUUGUCCGAACACUGUGCCUUCGGGUCAACGCUUGACGACAUGCUUAGAGACAGGCUUGUCUGUGGACUUCGCGAUGAGUCUCUCCAGCGACGACCGUUAGCUGAGUCCGACUUGACCUUCACCUUGGCUCAGGACAAGGCGAUAGUAGCAGAAUAUGCUCUUCGUGAGACCGAGAAGAUUCGGGGGGCGGUGCUCACCGAUGUUUACUGUCUUCAGAAGGAUGGCGUCGCAGGAGGUGCUAAGCCUAACAGAACGAAGCCGAAACAUGACAGUGCAGGACAGCGAACCAGUGCAUCAACGAAAUGCUUCCGCUGCGGAGGAGUUCACGUACCGGACGACUGUCCGUUUCGACACGCAGUAUGCCAUUACUGCAAACAACGGGGCCACAUCGUGAAAGUUUGCCAGAAGAAAGCUAGGGCGAGACGUUUGCCGACGACGCAAACAUCUUCAAGCGGGAGACCAGACGGCCACCGUCGUGGUCGAGGAGCCGACGUUUACGGCGUUUUCCAAAUAACAGCUGAAGAACCAGCGGUCCGCAUGUCGGUAGAAGUCAAUGGACAGCCUCUUGAAAUGGAGGUGGGCUCGGGAGCAGUGUGCUCUGUGGUCAGUGAGAGGACCUUUCGGCGACUUCGUCUGUCCAAACACAAACCUCAGCCCUGUGAGCUCCGCCUUCGCACGUAUAGCCAACAGGAGUUGAGGGUAUUUGGUUCCACUACUGUCAAUGUUCGCUACAAGGGUCGUCAAGAGCGACUGCGCUUGGUGGUCGUCAAGGGAGCCGGUGUGAGUCUACUUGGCAGGGAUUGGUUCAAGGCCCUGGGAAUUGAGGUGAAGAUCCAUCAACUGGAUGCCGGUGUCAAGAACCUAGGCUCUUCAACAACGCCGGUGCUGCGUAAAUACGCAAAGGUCUUCCAACCAGGAUUGGGAAAGAGCAAGGGACCGCCAGUGAGGGUGGAAGUGGAACCUACCGCCCAGCCAAAGUUUUACAAGGCAAGACCAGUGCCCUUUGCAUUGUUACCAAAGGUGGAUGAAGCCUUAGACAAACUUGUUGAACAAGGCAUCCUUGAGCCGCUUGAUCUGGGUCAAGCGUACCAGCAGCUGACAGUGGAUAAGGAGACUGCCGAUCUGUUAACCAUUACUACGCAUCGUGAACUGUUCCGUGUCACACGUCUACCCUUCGGAGUGGCAGUAGCUGUUGCUAUAUUCCAGCGUUAUAUGGAGGAACUGUUGCAAGGCCUCGAUGGAGUGCAGGUUUACCUUGACGACAUACUGGUAGGCGGCAAGAAUGAGGGAGAACACAACACCCGGCUUGAAGCUGUACUGCGAAGGAUCCUUCAGGAUGGUGUCCGCUUAAACAAGGACAAGUGCCUGUUUGGUGUAAAGGAAGUCGUUUUUUUUUUGGGACACAAGAUCAGCGCCGGCGGAAUCCAGCCAACUGAUGACAAAGUUAAGGCUAUCCAUGAUGCACCUGCACCAAAAUGCAAGAAGGAACUAUAG